GAUAGGAUUUGUUAGUCACCGUCCACCUUCUCUUGUUAUCCAUUUGUUGCUUGCAAGUGCCUAGUUGUAUAACUUCUUAACCUACGCACCUUUCCCUCCUUGUUUUUUCUCUUCAACCUCUAGAUUCCCCCAUGGAAGUCAUGGUGGGACCUACCUUCGGCAUCGAGGUUGCUCCUUCGCCGGCGUACUCUCGGGACAAUAUCUCUUCCUCUGCUUGCCUGUUUAUCAAGGAUGAGGUUGGUGGCGGAUCGGAUCCCAGGACUCCGGAUCUAUCCUCCGACACUUCCUCCUCCAUCGGAUCUCCCGGAGAUAGCGAUGUCGAAGACGAAGAAGAAGACGGCGUCGUUUCAUCUGCUGGUUUGGCUUCUCUGUCUUCCGUAGAGGACUCUCUUCCCAUCAAGAGAAGAUUGUCGAAUCACUAUGCGGGAAAAUCAAAGUCAUUUGGAAAUCUUUCAGAUAUAAGUUCAGUGAAAGAGGUGCCCAAAGUGGAGAGUCCCUUCAACAAAAGGAGAAGAUUGUUGCUAGCAAAUAAAUGGUCAAGGUCCAGGAAAUCAUCAUUCUAUUCAUCGCAAAACCCAAAUUCCAUGCCCCUUCUUGCUUUGGUUGAAGACGAUGAUGAAGAUACAGAGAUUAAACAAUUAACAUCAGUAAAACCAAAGCUGCAGCAAAGCAAUCUCAGAGCUAGUUUCAAGUCCCAAAGUUGUUUUUCUCUCACAGAUCUGCACGUACAAGCACAAGAAGAAGAACAUCAAUAAAGCCUUUUCUUAGUUUUUACCAUCGAUAUGCUUUAGGAUUUAGAUUAGCUCAAUAUUUUUUUCUACCUAGUACAAGUGUAUAUGUAAAAAAAAAUUAAAACUUUUUUAUAUAAAUAAAAUCACUUCGACCGAUUUUAUUU
Messenger RNA from Hibiscus syriacus, 895 nucleotides. RefSeq lists its product as uncharacterized. The record is from RefSeq and is a predicted model, not a curated record. The transcript has 2 exons. Bases 132 to 755 code for a protein of 207 amino acids. Lineage: Eukaryota; Viridiplantae; Streptophyta; Magnoliopsida; Malvales; Malvaceae.